Messenger RNA from Trichoplusia ni (cabbage looper), 699 nucleotides. RefSeq lists its product as uncharacterized. Bases 144 to 458 code for a protein of 104 amino acids. Lineage: Eukaryota; Metazoa; Arthropoda; Insecta; Lepidoptera; Noctuidae. The record is from RefSeq and is a predicted model, not a curated record. The transcript is spliced from 2 exons.
CUAAUACAUGAUUAAAAUUGACAUACCAAGAAUACUAGGUACUGUACAAACAAAAAGUUGUAGAAUAUGCUGAUAUUUUUUUAUCCAACAGAGUCCUCGUCGAGUGUCCCACUUGCGUCAGCGCAACACCGUGGUUGGAUAAAAUGGAAAGAUGUCCCAUUAAGAAGGGGAACAAGAGCUACAAGAUUUGCAUGCACGGGACCUAUGAAAACGAGCAGUGCGGCCACAGGCUCGACUGCUACAGGGAUGCCAACGAGGAAUGCACGGAGAAGCGCGAAUUCGACAACCACGAUAAGAGGUGCCGUACUGGCUACAUGUGCAACAAGGAGUUGGGGAUCUGCGUCGGCCCUGAAGGUCGCCCCGACACCUGGCAGCUGAAGCUCAUGACCAUCAUCGGCCGCCCUAACGAUCACAAAACCCAUACCGUUGAUGACGGGAUACCCUUCGAAGGACUCUAAACUAACAACAUUCCACUUGGACCAAACAACUGAAACUUAUGAUCUCAUUCCUAGUCAUAUUUAAAAAGAUGUGUUAAUGAUCAACAUUCCUACAAUGAUCUCAGUUUAUAAUUUAACUAAUUUUGUACGAAAAUGAAAUAUAUAGUGUAAGAGCGAUCUGGAGUUUUAUUGCAUGGUGUAUUUCAAAUAAUUUCAUUAAAAAUCGAUAUUACCUGCAGUUAUUACAAUUUCAAGGCAACGA